This is a messenger RNA of Colletes gigas, 3788 nucleotides long. It is a transcript of the gene emb, whose product is annotated as exportin-1. The transcript has 14 exons. Gene Ontology annotation, molecular function: nuclear export signal receptor activity; small GTPase binding. The record is from RefSeq and is a predicted model, not a curated record. Gene Ontology annotation, biological process: ribosomal small subunit export from nucleus; protein export from nucleus; ribosomal large subunit export from nucleus. Gene Ontology annotation, cellular component: cytoplasm; nucleus. The coding region runs from base 254 to 3436 and encodes 1060 amino acids. Lineage: Eukaryota; Metazoa; Arthropoda; Insecta; Hymenoptera; Colletidae.
AGGUUGGAUUUAAGGACGACGUACGCGGGUAGUUUUCUCGUUUCUCAUUAAAAGUUGUAGGGAAAGAAGAAGAAAUUCGUAUGAGAUUUAAGAAACAAAGUUACAACGAAGAACAGCCUCGGUGGGUAUCGUACAUUCGCAAGUACGGAACUUUCUUCGCUGACGAUCAUCGCAACGCAGCAGAGACAGGAGAGACGAGCGAGAGAACGUGCGAAAAUAGAGUGUAUGGAAGCUGGACGGUUUAUAAUAAAUAAUGGCAACUUUAGCAGAACAAGCAUCUAAGCUUUUGGAUUUCAAUCAGAAGCUGGACAUAACGCUUCUUGAUAACAUAGUAGGUUGUAUGUAUACUGGGAUAGGUGAGCAACAGAGAGUUGCACAGGAAGUAUUAACCACACUUAAAGAACAUCCAAGUGCAUGGACACGUGUAGAUACAAUUCUAGAAUAUUCACAGUACCAACAAACAAAGUAUUAUGCUUUACAAAUAUUGGAACAAGUAAUAAAGACUCGAUGGAAAGUAUUACCACGAAAUCAGUGUGAAGGUAUAAAAAAGUAUAUUGUAGGCCUUAUCAUAAAAACAAGUAGCGAACCAGAAACAAUGGAAGCCUCUAAAGUUUACCUUAAUAAACUUAAUAUGAUUUUAGUUCAGGUCUUAAAAAGAGAAUGGCCAAAAAAUUGGGAGUCCUUUAUUGGUGACAUUGUUGGAGCAAGUAAAACGAACGAAAGUCUUUGUCAAAACAAUAUGACAAUUUUGAAAUUAUUGUCAGAAGAAGUAUUUGACUUUUCUAGUGGACAAAUGACACAAACAAAAGCAAAACACUUAAAGGAUACAAUGUGUAGUGAAUUCUCACAAAUCUUUGAACUUUGUCAAUUUGUAUUGGAUAAUUCACAAAAUGUUCCACUCGUAGCAGUUACGUUAGAAACUCUUUUAAGGUUUUUAAAUUGGAUUCCCCUUGGGUAUAUUUUUGAAACAAAAUUGAUAAGUACUUUAGUAUUCAAGUUCUUGAAUGUACCAAUAUUCAGAAAUGUCACAUUAAAAUGCUUGACCGAAAUCGCCGCUGUCAAAGUAACAUCAUACAAUGACGCGUUUGUAAUGUUAUUUAUUAGUGUAAUGCGCCAGUUGGAACAAAUUCUGCCGCUUGACACUAAUAUACGUGAAGCAUACGCAGUCGGUCAAGAUCAAGAACAAAACUUCAUUCAAAAUUUAGCUAUAUUUCUUUGCACAUAUUUAAAGGAACAUGGUCAAUUUAUAGAGAAGAAACAGUUAAAUGAUAUGCUACUCAAAGCAUUACACUAUCUCGUCUUGAUUUCCGAAGUCGAAGAAGUUGAAAUCUUCAAAAUCUGUUUGGAAUAUUGGAGCGCAUUAGCAAUUGAUUUAUAUCAAGAAAAUCCAUUUGUAAAUCAAUCACUGUUUAUGGCUAAAAAUGUGGCAAUUCCGCUUAGAAAAUUAUUCUACUGUCCAGUUCUGACAAAAGUGCGAUACAUUAUGAUCAGUAGAAUGGCUAAACCAGAAGAAGUUCUUGUUGUAGAAAAUGAAAAUGGGGAAGUUGUCAGAGAAUUUAUGAAGGAUACUGAUUCUAUUAAUUUAUACAAAAAUAUGAGAGAAACUCUUGUGUAUCUUACUCACCUUGACUAUGUAGAUACUGAAAGAAUAAUGACAGAGAAACUACAAAAUCAAGUAAAUGGUACAGAAUGGUCUUGGAAGAAUCUUAAUGCUUUAUGCUGGGCAAUAGGUAGUAUUUCUGGUGCAAUGCACGAGGAAGAUGAAAAGCGAUUUUUAGUAACUGUGAUCAAAGAUCUUCUUGGCCUUUGUGAACAAAAAAAGGGUAAAGAUAAUAAAGCCAUCAUUGCUAGUAAUAUUAUGUAUGUCGUCGGGCAAUAUCCAAGAUUUCUCAGAGCACAUUGGAAGUUUUUAAAGACUGUUGUAAAUAAACUGUUUGAAUUUAUGCAUGAAACCCAUGAUGGUGUGCAAGAUAUGGCCUGUGACACGUUUAUAAAAAUAGCAAUAAAAUGUAGGCGACAUUUCGUUACAGUACAAUUAGGGGAACCAGUACCAUUUAUUGAAGAAAUUCUUUCUACUAUUAGUAGUAUCAUCUGUGACCUUCAAACACAGCAGGUUCAUACAUUUUACGAAGCAGUUGGUUACAUGAUAAGUGCACAGACAGACACAGUAGUUCAGGAACAAUUGAUAGAGAAUUAUAUGCUUCUACCAAAUCAAGUUUGGGAUGAUAUCAUAAGUCAAGCAUCUAAAAAUGUAGAUGUGUUGAAAGACCAAGAAGCUGUAAAACAACUAGCUAGCAUUUUAAAAACAAAUGUUAGAGCUUGUAAAGCUCUUGGACAUCCAUACGUAAUACAAUUAGGGCGAAUAUAUUUAGAUAUGUUGAACGUUUAUAAGGUUAUGAGUGAAAAUAUAAGUGCUGCAAUAGCUUUGAAUGGUGAAAUGGUAAUGGAACAGUCUUUAAUUAAGAGUAUGAGAGUAGUAAAAAAAGAAACAUUAAAGUUGAUCUCAGAUUGGGUUAGCAGAACAACUGACCAUCAAAUGGUUUUAGAAAACUUCAUACCACCAUUAUUGGAUGCUGUGUUGUUGGAUUAUCAAAAAACGAAUGUUCAUUGUGCUCGAGAACCAGAAGUACUGAGUGCUAUGGCCACUAUCGUAAACAGAUUAGAAGGUCACAUUACGAGUGAAGUGCCGAAAAUAUUUGAUGCUGUGUUUGAAUGUACUCUAGAAAUGAUUAACAAAGAUUUUGAAGAAUUUCCGGAACAUAGAACAAAUUUCUUUUUACUCCUACAGGCCGUGAAUGUUUACUGUUUUCCUGCAUUUCUCUCAAUUCCACCAGCACAAUUUAAACUUGUUCUUGACUCAAUAAUUUGGGCUUUCAAACAUACAAUGAGAAAUGUUGCAGAUACAGGGUUACAAAUACUUUAUCAACUUUUGCAAAAUAUUGAACAUGAGCUAGCUGCUCAGAGUUUCUAUCAAACAUAUUUCACAGAUAUUCUUCAACACAUAUUCAGCGUAGUAACAGACACGUCUCAUAUAGCGGGUCUUACCAUGCAUGCUACUAUUUUGGCAUACAUGUUUUCAUUGGUUGAACUCGGACGAAUUCAGGUACCAUUAGGACCUGUACCGGAUAAUACAUUAUAUGUUCAAGAAUUUGUUGCAAGAUUGCUAAAAGCCGCGUUCCCACAUUUGACUGAUAAUCAGAUUAAAAUUACUGUACAAGGUUUAUUCAAUCUUGAUCAAGACAUCCCUGCAUUCAAGGAACAUCUUAGAGAUUUUCUUGUUCAAAUUAGAGAAUACACAGGCGAAGAUGAUUCUGAUCUCUAUUUAGAAGAACGAGAAAAUGCUUUGCAGUUAGCUCAAGAAGAGAAAAGGCGACAACAAAUGGCAGUUCCAGGAAUACUUAAUCCUCAUGAAAUACCAGAAGAGAUGCAGGAUUGAAUCACCAGUCGAUCUCGUUACUUGCUUCCUGCACAUCUCAAUGAGAAACAUUGUUACAGAGACUAUUGUAUCCUUUAAUCUGCAACUUUUCCCACAAUGUGUACCACCAUUACCAUCGAAAUGGAUAUGCAUCAUUAUAUACUUUUUAAAACCAAGUUUAAAAUAUAACAUUCUUGUUAAGGAGGUAAGCCCGAAACGUGGUAAUUGUUUGUCUGUUAUGCAAUUUUAAUAGAAUUGAAACUUCUGUUGUAAGUAACAUGUGAAUGUGUGCUAAACAAUACUAUUUAAUGUAAUAAAAAAAGUUAGCAUUUGUAUACUGGUAUUGAUACUAGUAAAUAAUAUUUUCUACAAA